GGAGGUGGCGAGCGGGGGGAGGAAGCCCAAUCGCGCGGCGCCCCCGCCCCUGCCCCGCGCGGCGCCGCCUCUGCCAUUGCUGUGAGCGGGAGCGGGCGACGCGGAGGCUCGGAGUGCGGUCGGAGUCCAGACCUGCCGGAGCCGGGCGUGGGGCGGCAGCCUCGGGUCUCCCGGAACCAUGGUGAAGUUGGGGAACAAUUUCGCGGAGAAGGGUACCAAGCAGUCGCUGCUGGAGGAUGGCUUCGACACCAUUCCCCUGAUGACGCCCCUUGAUGUCAAUCAACUGCAGUUCCCGCCCCCGGAUAAGGUGGUCGUGAAAACGAAGACUGAAUAUGAACCUGACCGCAAGAAAGGCAAAGCACGUCCUCCCAAGAUAGCUGAGUUCACCGUCAGCAUCACCGAGGGUGUUACCGAGAGGUUCAAGGUGUCUGUGCUGGUGCUCUUUACCCUGGCCUUCCUCACCUGUGUCGUCUUCCUGGUCGUCUACAAGGUGUACAAGUAUGACCGUGCCUGCCCCGACGGCUUCGUCCUCAAGAACACCCAGUGCAUCCCAGGAGGCUUGGAGAGCUACUACACGGAGCAAGACUCCAACGCCCGGGAGAAAUUUUACACCGUCAUCAACCACUACAACCUGGCCAAGCAGAGCAUCACCCGCUCGGUGUCGCCGUGGAUGUCAGUUCUGUCAGAAGAGAAGCUCUCAGAGCAGGAGACUGAGGCUGCUGAGAAAUCCGCUUAGCGAGAUGGGCAGGUUCCUUACAGUGUCACUUGAAGAUCAAAAAUAAAUGACAAAAUAGUGCAAGAUCUGUUGCGAACAAGCAUGGUGGUCGUGGCCAACUCCAUCACUGUUUCCUGAAAUGUGUUUCCAAAACAUACAGUUUAUUUUAUUAUCAAGGGUGUUGGAAACAACGGCCAUGGCCUCGGAGCGGUGGGUGGGCAUAGAGUCAUGGAUGUUGUGAAGCUGUGCCGACGCAUAAGAGCAAUAACCGCGUGCCAAAACGCCUUCUGCAGAGAUAUCAUCUAUCGGCAAAUUCCAGCCCAUGUCAGUGCAGUGUCAAGGCAUCCCUAUCUGUAUUUUCUAGGAGACAUGUAUUUUAUUGACUGUAAGCUCAUUCACAUGUAACUUCUGACAUUUUCACUCUGUGCAAAUAAAGAACACAGGAUCCCUGUGGUGCUCCCCAGACUGUCUGUGCAGAGCCCUCGAGCCCACACCCUGGGGGCCCACGCGCACCGGGCGCUUUCUGAACACGUGGCCGCAGAUGCCUUGUGCCUGAGUACAAGCAGGUGUUCCUGGUUCCUGGGGCUCGGGUGGGUGGAGAGGCCCAAGUCCUCCUCUGGACGAAGCUCCGUGGGCCCCAGUGGCCGCAAGUCAGGCCUUCCCCACCCCCUGCCCACCCAUCAGGAGAGUGUUGGGGGCAGCAGUUCUGGGGGGAGCCAGGCCCCGUCCCCACACUUCUUCCCGGACAGGAGGCAGGUGGGCACACACGCACUGACUUUC
Kogia breviceps (pygmy sperm whale) is the source of this 1495-nucleotide messenger RNA. The record is from RefSeq and is a predicted model, not a curated record. NCBI's taxonomy places the organism in Eukaryota, Metazoa, Chordata, Mammalia, Artiodactyla, Physeteridae.